Cucurbitaria berberidis CBS 394.84 is the source of this 693-nucleotide messenger RNA. RefSeq lists its product as uncharacterized. The coding region runs from base 1 to 693 and encodes 230 amino acids. The transcript has a single exon. The record is from RefSeq and is a predicted model, not a curated record. NCBI's taxonomy places the organism in Eukaryota, Fungi, Ascomycota, Dothideomycetes, Pleosporales, Cucurbitariaceae.
AUGGAUACUACCCUGUCUCCGGUUGGGAACCAUGAGCAAUCGCCUAUUCGACUUCGGCUGGAUCUUUUGGAACGACUCCAUUGGGAUGUCUUCGGUUCGCUGGAAGACAUCCAAGUCAAAAAUAAGAAGGAUAUUUUAACGCCUUUCUCGGGCCAUCGCAUUGCUUCCGAGUCCUUGGCAAAUCCACCCUUCACCAACAUCGAGGUCAACAUCGAUAGGUGCACGCAGAAGGCCGCUCUCGACGAGACUAACGAAGACGAGGACCCAUAUGAGGCACCAGAGCCGCUAGUCAUUAACAAGGAGGAUGGGUCUCCAAUAUCGCUGCAAGAUUUCGUCUUCCAAGUUCACGAAUAUCUCAACGCCAACAAGGAACAGCUUUACAAAUGCGAAGACGAGAUGUACAUGAAUCCAGUAGCCCUCGGCGACGGUCAACAAGCGGUUGAAGUCAAUCCUAAUGACGGUGAAGGCGUUCCCGAUGGCGAUGAAGACGCACCUGGAUCCGAGGACGAGUCAAUGGAGCGUGAUCAUUUCCUCAGAAGCGGCAAUAUCCCUGAAGGAAACCGGUUCUUUUUCGAUCAUGCUAUGCUCAACGAGGUUGACACAUACGAAUAUGACAUUUACGUAUCUGUAUUUGUUGAGGGGCAUAUGGGACUUUCGCUUGAGAAAUUCUUGGCGAGAAAACUCAGGCCAUAG